This is a messenger RNA of Gadus chalcogrammus (walleye pollock), 1360 nucleotides long. RefSeq names its product phospholysine phosphohistidine inorganic pyrophosphate phosphatase (gene lhpp). Bases 46 to 870 code for a protein of 274 amino acids. Gene Ontology annotation, molecular function: inorganic diphosphate phosphatase activity; phosphatase activity. Lineage: Eukaryota; Metazoa; Chordata; Actinopteri; Gadiformes; Gadidae. The transcript has 7 exons. The record is from RefSeq and is a predicted model, not a curated record. Gene Ontology annotation, cellular component: cytosol. Gene Ontology annotation, biological process: dephosphorylation.
ACAACUCCGUGUUCUGCGCAUGCGCCUUGAACGAAACCGUCCGUCAUGGCCGACAGCAGCUGGACGAGCUCUGCAAAGAGUUUGAAAGGUGUUAUUUUGGAUCUCUGCGGGGUUUUGUAUGACAGUGGAGAGGACGGCGGGACUCCAAUCCCUGGUUCAGUGGAAGCAGUGAAAAGACUCAAAGCAUCGGACCUGAAGCUGCGUUUCUGCACCAAUGAGACCCAGGCCAGCAGAGACAAGUUUGUGGCCAAGCUGCAGAAAAUGGGCUUUGACAUUUCCGUGUGUGAGGUGUUCUCCCCAGCCCCCGCAGCCGUGGCUGUCCUGAAAGACCGGGGGAUGCGACCCCAUCUGCUGGUCUACGAUGGACUUCUCUCUGAGUUCGAGAGUGUUGACCAAACCAACCCUAACUGCGUAGUGGUUGGAGAUGCCGCAGGGAAUUUCACCUACGAGAACCUGAACGAUGCAUUCAGGGUUCUCAUCGGCCUGGAGAAACCAGUGCUGUUCGCGCUCGGAAAAGGGAGGUAUUACAAGGAGGCCGAUGGCUUAAGUCUGGAUGUGGGCCCGUACAUGAAGGCUUUAGAAUACGCCUGUGACGUGGAAGCGGAGGUGAUCGGGAAGCCGUCCUCUGCGUUCUUCCACAGCGUCCUCAGUGACAUGGGCCUUCAGCCUCACCAGGUGAUGAUGGUCGGGGACGACCUCGUUAACGACGUGGGCGGGGCCCAACUCUGUGGAAUGACGGGUCUGCAGGUCCGGACGGGCAAAUAUAGACCCAGCGACCAGCAGCACCGGUCGGUGAAGGCCGACGGCACCGUGGACGACCUGGCCCAGGCUGUGGAUCUCCUCCUGGGGGCGCGGGCCGGGCCUCUCUAGCCUGUAGCACUGGAAGUAGUCGCGGGCUCCUGAAGGAACCCGCAAGUAGUCAUCAAUGCUUUUACGUGACUGUAGACACUUUCCUUUAAGAAUGCAGUCAGAGAAAUGUUGAGCCUUCCUCAGCCAUGACUAAACACACACAAUUAGCCGUGAGCGACAUGCUACGGCUACGCGCACAUGACACUGACGCUAGACAGAGCAACUGGAGCACUCUUGACAAGGUAGCAUUUAACUGUAGCAUGUAGCUUCUGCCAGAGGGGGUCUGCACUGGUCUUAAAGACCCAGAUAGAAACCACCUGUUUGUUGACAGUUUGUCAAUAGCGGUUGUUAUCGUGUGAUAUGUGAAUAGUUGAACUGUGAACGGGCAGUUUGUUAACAUACAGCAAUCAGUGUUUAAGCUCCUUAUGAUGAAUUAUAGAAGAGAAAUACAUUCUGAAUUAUGUAAUAAAGAACAUGUUGACAUGCAUCUGGUUUGGUUCACUGUCCCAGC